UGCGCCAUUGCUCACUCUUCCGGGUGGGGUUGUCUGCGCAGUAAGUCCGCCGAGUAGUUGUAGCCCCCUAGGCCGUUAAUCGCGAGGCUGUGCACGCCGCGGGCGGCACUGUCCCGCGCGCCGCCUGCUCGUUACUGCGAGGCAGGUGGCUCUCAGGCCGGCGCAGGUCCGCCGCGGUUCGUCGGACCCAAGGUCUGUGAGCAGCCACGAUGUCGAUCUUCACCCCCACCAACCAGAUCCGCCUAACAAAUGUGGCCGUGGUACGCAUGAAGCGCGCCGGGAAGCGUUUCGAAAUCGCCUGCUACAAAAACAAAGUCGUCGGCUGGCGGAGCGGCGUGGAAAAAGACCUUGAUGAAGUUCUACAGACCCACUCGGUGUUUGUAAAUGUUUCUAAAGGUCAGGUUGCGAAGAAGGAAGAUCUCAUCAGUGCAUUUGGAACAGAUGAUCAGACUGAAAUCUGUAAGCAGAUUUUGACUAAAGGGGAGGUUCAAGUAUCAGAUAAAGAACGGCACACACAGCUGGAGCAGAUGUUUAGGGACAUUGCAACUAUUGUAGCUGACAAAUGUGUGAACCCUGAAACAAAGAGACCAUACACUGUUAUCCUUAUUGAGAGAGCAAUGAAGGACAUCCACUAUUCAGUCAACACCAACAAGAGUACAAAACAACAGGCUUUGGAAGUGAUAAAGCAGUUAAAGGAGAAAAUGAAGAUAGAACGUGCUCACAUGAGACUUCGGUUCAUUCUUCCAGUGAAUGAAGGAAAAAAGCUGAAAGAAAAACUCAAGCCACUGAUCAAGGUUAUAGAAAGUGAGGACUACAAUCAACAAUUAGAAAUUGUGUGUCUAAUUGACCCAGGCUGCUUCAGAGAAAUUGAUGAGCUAAUACAAAAGGAGACAAAAGGCAAAGGUUCUUUGGAAGUGCUCAAUCUGAAAGAUGUGGAAGAAGGAGAUGAGAAAUUUGAAUGACAUUCAUCAGUCUCUUCCGCUUUGAAACACUAAAACGUUUUCAUUUCCCACGGUCCUGUUUUCUUUCUGUGGUCUGCCAAAUACUUGCUCAAAUUUGUUUUCUACCUUUGUGUUAAAAAAGACUUUGCUAAAUUAUAAUUGUGGUUAAUUUAGUUUUAUUUGUAAAUUGGGAUUUUAGGGGAAAAUGAAAAAUUCAAGACACAGAAGUCCAGAGUAGCAUUUGGCUGUCUCAUGCCAUUGUAGCUUCCCAAGGUGAAAGUUAUUUGAGGCAGCUUUUGUGGAUAAAAAGUUGUUUUGUACAUUAUAAUAAGAGUAAUUUCGGAAAGAUAUGUCUAUAUAAUCAAAAGGGAGUAUUUGCUGAAAAAGAAAACAGUGCUUAUUUCUACGUAAUGAAAUGCAUGUAUAGGGGUAACUAUAUCUUGGCCUAAAAUACAGCUUGGAUAAUGGCUUCCUGAUCAGCUGAAAAAUACAUAUGAUGACUGUGCAACACAUAAUUUUCAUUAAACAUGCUGGCAUAACAUAGAUUAUUCCUGGUUAAAAAAUAUAUAGUCAUUUAUUUCUAAUUCUUAAAGUUUAUAAUAUAUGUUAAUAUAGCCAAAAUUAUGAAAUCAAUAAAGCCACUCUUUAUUGUUACUAAACUAUGGCUUGAGUUUCUGGACAGCUUCCUCACUCCCUUUUUUUUCCUUCUGCCUCUUACCUGGUCAAGUUGGAGAGCUGUUAGCAGGAUUAAAUAAUCAGUAUGAGCAAUACUUAGAAUAGGGCUGUUCUGAUAAACACCUGGUAUAUCUUAGCUGAUAUUAUCGGAGAUGUAAUUGCAUUUAUUUUAGUAUUAACACUUAAAUGAACAGUGUGCAUUUUUAAAUCUAUUUGUCCUCAAAAGAGAUAUUCUAGAAUGUAAAUUUAUGUUUCACUCAAAAUAAACAUACAGAUGUGUUUUGUGGACAGAAAUUUUCAACUGAAAAAGAGUUCUUGACUUGAACAUGACGCGGAAGCAUGUAGAAUCACUGCUAAUCCAAAUUCCCAGAAAUGUCCCAUCCGAUAUAAUAAAAGGCUAAUAUGCAAAUUGUCCCUUCGGGAGUUCAACCAACUGGGAGUUCGACCGCUCGCUUUGACGUGUGCUGACCACCAGAGGGUGGUGCAGAAUGGAGGAAGGCCCCAGCCAGCAGCUGGAAGGCCCCAAUCGGCCAGGCCUAGGGACCCUACCCGUGCACAAAUUUCCAAAUUUCGUGCACCAGGCCUCUAGUUUCAAAAUAACUGCCCAGUCCCCUCCCUGCACCCUGUCCAUGGUAACCAUCACUUUGUAUCUAAGAGUUUGUUUCUGUUUCAUUUUAAUAUAUAAAUGAAAUCAUAUGGUAUUUGUCUUUGACUUAUUUCACUUAACAUAAUAUUCUAGGUCCAUUCAAGUUGUCACUAAUUGCAAGAUUUCAUUUUUUAUGGCCAAGUAAUAUUUCAUUGUAUAUAUGUACAACAUCAUCUUUACCCAUUCAUCUUUCAAAUGACAUCUAAGUUGCCUCCAUAUCUUGGCUAUUAUAAACAAUGCUGCAAUGAAUAUAAGAGUGCAUAAAUCUUUUUGAAUUAUUGUGUCAGUUUUCUUCAAAUAAAUAACCAGAAGUGGAA
This is a messenger RNA of Eptesicus fuscus (big brown bat), 2579 nucleotides long. RefSeq names its product SBDS ribosome maturation factor (gene SBDS). The transcript is spliced from 5 exons. Gene Ontology annotation, biological process: ribosome biogenesis; cytosolic ribosome assembly. The record is from RefSeq and is a predicted model, not a curated record. Lineage: Eukaryota; Metazoa; Chordata; Mammalia; Chiroptera; Vespertilionidae. Bases 210 to 962 code for a protein of 250 amino acids.